Messenger RNA from Durusdinium trenchii, 1809 nucleotides. The record is from the annotation of a GenBank genome assembly. Lineage: Eukaryota; Dinophyceae; Suessiales; Symbiodiniaceae.
AUGAGAGGUGGCAUCCAACAAAGACUUUCCUUGGCAGAACCAUCUGGUGAAGCAAAGCAAGGGCAACCAAAGUCUUGUUUGGCUGACUGGUUACACAGGCAAUGGGCUGAAGGCUUUUUCAGCCCCCAGCAACUUCAGAAAAUAGCUGCCUUGGCACAAGUUGAUUUUGAAGCAGCUGGAGCAAGAGCUCCCCAUCCAUUGGCCCAGUUGGCCAGACUGGGGUCGAAUGGCUUGUAUGAAAACAACAUGCAUAGAGACCUUGUGAAACUGCUGGCACCUGUCUCUUCUCUUCCUCAUGCACUACCAGUGAAGAUUCCAAUGAAGGGUGGCCUGUUCCUUCAGAACAUCCAACUACCACAUCUCCAGUUCCACUGCAUGCACAAGCACUACACAGACAGAUUCAAUUCUUCAUUUUUUCCUCAAGCACCACACAGUCUGAGAAGCUUUUGGGAAACCUUUUCCCAGCAUAUUUGCAUGAGAGAUCACCCAGCACUUGGAAGGCUUGACCUUUAUUCCAAAGGCUUGCCAAUCAAGAUACAUGGAGAUGCUAUGCCAGUGACUGGCAUUGGCAAAGUGUGGUCAAAGGGAAUGCUGGUCAUGAAUUGGAGUGGGCUUCUGAGCACAGCAGCUUCCAGGGAAAACUGCGACGUCAUGUAUGUUGCAUUUGAAAAGCUACUUCAAGAUGGAACACAUUCUACAUUGGAUGAACUGUUCACAGUCCUAGCUUUGAGUUUCAACUCUUUGCUGGAAGGAACUUUCCCCAGCCAUGAUUGGAAUGGCAAACCAUUUUCAGCAACAUCUCCACAUGGCAGGCUAGCAGGGGAACCCCUGGCCAAUGGGUUCUUUGGAGUGGUGACCACAUUAGUGGGUGAUUUAGAUUAUUUGAACAAAACUUUGAAACUGCCACACUGGGCAAGGAAGGACAGCCCUUGUGCUAUUUGCAGAGCUUCUGGUGCAGGAAACUCAAGGUGGCAGAACUUCUCAAUGCAUGCUGAGUGGAAGGGAACCCUGUGGCCCCCCACAGAUUGGAUGUCUUGGGAAGGCAAAUCAAAAUGUCAAUUGUUUCGAAUCAAGCACCUUACAGGAGCCUCAGUGGCAGCAGAUUGGAUGCACACAAAAUACCUUGGCCAUGACCAAUACGCCAUGGGCAGUGUCAUUUACAUCUUGAUUUUUCAUCUCUUGAAUCAAGGUUCCACAAAGAGGAAUUUGGCUUGGUUCUGGGCAGCAUUGAAACGGCUCUACAAAACAUACCAGAUCAGGGACAAGUAUGGCAGCUUCAGUACAAACACCAUGUUUAUGAACAAACAAGGUAUCAAACUCAAAGGCAAGGCUGCAGUUAUCAAAGCACUUGCCAAACCAUUGCUGGAGAUUUGGUCUCAGUGGCACAACCCACAGCUGCAGAUGCACAGGAUGAUUUCGAUUUACCUGAAGUUAAAUUGUCAGAUUGAAGGCAUGUUGGAGGACAAUUUUGCAAAUUUGAGUUUCAGCACUGGUGAUGCCAUGAAAUUUGAAGAGCUAGUGUUUCAAAUGGGCCAUGUGUGCCAUCUGCUGAAUGAACACUUUCAGCACCAAGAUGUGCCCAAUGGGAUGUUCAACAUAACAUCCAAGCUGCAUUAUUUGAUGCAUGCAGCCAUGAGUAGCAAGCAUAUCUCCCCCAGGUACACCUGGGUUUUUCAAGGAGAAGACUUCAUGAAAGUCAUGCAAAGGCUUGCUCAGUCUUGCACCAGAGGUAACAAGCCUCAGGAAAUUAGCUACAAAAUGCUGGAGCAUUGGCGUGUAGCACAGCACAUGAUGUGGGCUGAGGAUUGA